GCCAGGUUCUGCCAAAAUGGAGCUGAGUGAUGCCAAUUUACAGACUUUAACUGAGUAUCUAAAGAAAACACUAGAUCCAGAUCCUGCCAUAAGGCGUCCUGCGGAAAAGUUUCUUGAGUCAGUUGAAGGAAGCCAGAAUUAUCCGUUGUUACUCUUAACACUGCUGGAGAAAUCACAGGAAAAUGUCAUCAAAGUUUGUGCAUCUGUAACGUUCAAGAAUUAUAUUAAAAGGAACUGGAGAAUUGUUGAGGAUGAACCGAACAAAAUAUGUGAAUCAGACAGGAUAGCCAUUAAAGCCAACAUAGUGCCCUUGAUGCUUAGCAGCCCAGAACAAAUUCAAAAGCAGUUAAGUGAUGCUAUUAGUAUUAUUGGUCGGGAAGACUUUCCUCAGAAAUGGCCAGACUUACUGACAGAAAUGGUGAAUCGCUUUCAAAGUGGAGAUUUUCAUGUCAUUAAUGGCGUCCUUCGCACUGCUCACUCUUUAUUUAAAAGGUACCGCCAUGAAUUUAAGUCAAAUGAAUUAUGGACAGAGAUCAAACUUGUCCUUGAUGCCUUUGCUUUGCCCUUGACCAAUCUCUUUAAGGCAACUAUUGAACUUUGCAGCACACAUGCAAAUGAUGCUAGUGCUUUGAAGGUUCUCUUUUCUUCUCUCAUUCUAAUUGCGAAGCUGUUCUACAGUUUAAAUUUUCAGGAUCUUCCCGAGUUUUUUGAAGAUAACAUGGAAACGUGGAUGACAAAUUUUCAUAGUCUUUUAACUUUAGAUAAUAAACUUUUGCAGACUGAUGAUGAAGAGGAAGCCGGAUUACUGGAGCUCUUGAAAUCACAAAUUUGCGAUAAUGCUGCUUUAUAUGCUCAAAAAUAUGAUGAAGAAUUCCAGCCCUACCUGCCACGCUUUGUAACAGCAAUCUGGAAUCUGUUAGUCACAACAGGCCAGGAAGUGAAAUAUGACUUGCUGGUUAGUAAUGCAGUCCAGUUUCUGGCCUCAGUUUGUGAGAGACCACAUUACAAGCAUCUGUUUGAAGACCAGAAUACAUUGACAAGCAUUUGUGAAAAGGUUAUUGUUCCCAAUAUGGAGUUUAGAGCGGCUGAUGAAGAAGCAUUUGAAGAUAAUUCGGAAGAAUAUAUAAGAAGGGAUUUGGAAGGAUCUGAUAUUGACACCAGGCGCAGAGCAGCUUGUGAUCUAGUCAGAGGCUUGUGCAAAUUUUUUGAAGGGCCUGUGACAGGGAUUUUCUCUGGAUAUGUUAAUUCUGUGCUGCAAGAAUAUGCAAAGAAUCCAUCUGUUAACUGGAAGCACAAAGAUGCAGCUAUUUACCUUGUUACGUCUUUGGCAUCCAAAGCUCAAACACAGAAGCAUGGCAUAACACAAGCCAAUGAACUUGUUAAUCUGACAGAAUUCUUUGUGAAUCACAUUCAACCUGACUUAAAGUCUGCUAGUGUGAAUGAAUUCCCUGUGUUAAAAGCAGAUGGUAUCAAAUAUAUCAUGAUUUUUAGAAACCAA
Gavia stellata (red-throated loon) is the source of this 1498-nucleotide messenger RNA. Its product is annotated as exportin-2-like. Gene Ontology annotation, cellular component: nuclear envelope; cytosol. Gene Ontology annotation, biological process: protein export from nucleus; protein import into nucleus. The record is from RefSeq and is a predicted model, not a curated record. The annotation marks the transcript as partial. Lineage: Eukaryota; Metazoa; Chordata; Aves; Gaviiformes; Gaviidae. Gene Ontology annotation, molecular function: small GTPase binding; nuclear export signal receptor activity. The transcript is spliced from 14 exons.